CCUCUCCCGCUUUUGAGAGAAAAUCCUGAUCCCCAGCUCGCUCAACUUCUUCCCCAAAUUUAAACUCAAUCCACCAUCGUGAAGCUCGCCCUUUCUCCUUGUUCCCAUCGAAACCCUAACCCUACUCUCUCCAAAACCUCCUCCAAUGUCUCCCCUCCCUCACUCCCCUCUCAACGAUGGCCAGCCCUAACUCCAAAACCCUAACCCUAAAACCCUCGGUCUCCACCUCCUUCACCGAAGAGCGCCUCCGCGAAUACAAUCGCCGCCGCCAAGCAUCCUCCUCCUCGAACCCCUACCUCUACCUCCGUAGCCUAGGCCUCAGCCCUGGCCGUGAGAUCUUCGCCUCCUCCGCUCGAACCUCGGCCUCCUCCGUCCUUCUCAUGAUCCAGGAGUGGGCCCCGUCCUGCCUCCUCCUUCUUCAUUGUUUUGAAAUCACAGUAGUUUCUCUCUCUCUCUUUUUGCGGCGGAUUCAGAUGAAUCUAGGGGUUUCAGGCAACAUUACCUCAAUCAGGAUCUUCGAGGCAACAAUUACUUUCAACUUUCUAUAUCUUUAUAUCUUCAUUGUCCUAUUGAAGUGCAUGAUCAUGAUCCAUGCGUUAUGUAGGAGAUAUGUUAGGAUGGCUCCUUCAGUUGAUUUAUCCCCACCAUCAGCAGCAAGGGAAGGUGUUUCUUUGCUGCUUGAGCUUAUUGAUACCUAUGAUGGCAUGAUGGUUCAUGCAUCUAGGAAGAAGCCUGACUUUGAUCCUGUGAUUGCUGCUUUACUGGAUCCUAUAAUUCAGGCAUGCAUGAUGGUUGGGCUGAAGGGAAUCGUUCCAAGAAGGUGAAAAGCGAAGAUACAUGCAAUCAUUCUGACAAAGGCGAGGAAGAUGUUGAAGAGGAAGAGGCAAGGAAGAAUAGGCUUGGGCUUAAUAAGAAGAGUGGUGAUGAUGAUGAGUUGAUUGCAAAGGGAAAAUCCUAUGUGAAUUUGUGUAAAUAAUUGAUGUAAAAGUUUGUAAACAAUUUUUUUUCUAGUAAAAAUAUUGAAUGUAUUAUUGGAAUAUAAUU
Molecule: messenger RNA, 1044 nt
Organism: Asparagus officinalis (garden asparagus)
Lineage: Eukaryota; Viridiplantae; Streptophyta; Magnoliopsida; Asparagales; Asparagaceae
Exons: 4
Coding region: 177-824 (215 amino acids)
Biological process (GO): intra-Golgi vesicle-mediated transport
Cellular component (GO): COG complex
Source: RefSeq, a predicted model, not a curated record